Messenger RNA from Klebsormidium nitens, 687 nucleotides. Lineage: Eukaryota; Viridiplantae; Streptophyta; Klebsormidiophyceae; Klebsormidiales; Klebsormidiaceae. The record is from the annotation of a GenBank genome assembly.
AUGAGAGAUGAGGAGGGACUUCUCCCCGCGGUCCAGUCCCUUUUCGAGGACGAGAACAUCAAGCACAUUUGCGAAAACGUCAACGUCUACGCGGCUGUCAGACAUGGCGUCAUCGACCUGAUUUUGAGCCUCACUUUGGCCAAGGACAGCCAAGAGUGGAUGAUUGACAAGGGUUUCUUGACGCUCCUGGCAAGCAUCUGUGCGACUGAUAGAUACGAUAUGGAGGAGAUACCUGCAACAAUGUCUUGCGCUACCGUCCUCUGGCGCCUGUGUGACUCCCCCACCCUGUCCAGAAAGAUCAAGGAGGCAGGCGAGCUGUCCUCAAUUCUCGAACCUUACUCACGCUUGCUGAACUCAAAGCUUAGAGGGGUUUGGGACGUCUUCCAAGAAACAAUGAGGCGCAGGUCUGGAAAAGCUUCCAAGGUCAAAGCAGCUUCGGUGAGGGAGAUUUGGAAGUAUAAUGCAUCGAAGUUCAUCGGCAUAGCGGCAGUCUGUUCUUGGGAAGGCUGCUCGGAGGGGUUGGACCUGAGCCUCGCCGCCUUUGGGCUGGACCUAGAGGGACUGAAGAAGAUCAAAAAGCUCAGCAGAUGCGGCCGCUGCGGCAUGGCCUACUACUGCAGUAAAGACCACCAGAAGCUCCACUGGGUGACGCACAAGAAGGACUGCUUCGAUGCCACGGCGAAUUGA